UUAACAGUGAUAAUUGCUUACAUUAAAUUCAAAUAGUUUUUUCGAAUACAAGUAAUAAGCGUUAUUAUAAAAAUUAGAAAAUAUUGUUUUGAACACAAAAAAUAAAGUUUUGGAACACAUAGCGUUCUAUAGGACUUGAUAGGGCUAUAAGCGAGCAGUAGGGAAAACGGCAUGAUACAGUUGAAAUUGUGAUUUUGUUUAUGAUAUAAAUAUAAUAUUUAACAGCAUCAUGAAGCUAGUAAGGUUUUUAAUGAAACUUAGUCAUGAGACUGUAACGAUAGAAUUGAAAAAUGGCACUCAGGUACACGGAACUAUUACCGGAGUUGAUGUAGCAAUGAACACACAUUUGAAGACUGUAAAGAUGACGAUAAAAAAUAGGGACCCUGUACAAUUAGACACAUUAAGUUUACGAGGCAAUAAUAUAAGAUAUUAUAUAUUGCCAGAUUCUUUACCUCUUGAAACGUUACUUAUAGACGAUACACCAAAAGCAAAAGCUAAAAAGAAGGAGGCUGCACGAGGAGCAGUGCGUGGUCGAGGCCGGGGUGGUCGAGGCACUAGGGGUGGACGUGGUGGACGAGGAAGAGGAAGAGGCAGGCGAUAGUCGUAUUAUAUUUUAAUAAGAAAAUUCCAAUUAAACUUUUACUUAUUAAGA
Messenger RNA from Megachile rotundata (alfalfa leafcutting bee), 652 nucleotides. It is a transcript of the gene SmD1, whose product is annotated as small ribonucleoprotein particle protein SmD1. Lineage: Eukaryota; Metazoa; Arthropoda; Insecta; Hymenoptera; Megachilidae. The record is from RefSeq and is a predicted model, not a curated record. Gene Ontology annotation, biological process: RNA processing; spliceosomal snRNP assembly. Gene Ontology annotation, molecular function: RNA binding.